This is a messenger RNA of Onthophagus taurus, 1410 nucleotides long. Its product is annotated as methionine aminopeptidase 1. Gene Ontology annotation, cellular component: cytosol. Lineage: Eukaryota; Metazoa; Arthropoda; Insecta; Coleoptera; Scarabaeidae. The record is from RefSeq and is a predicted model, not a curated record. Gene Ontology annotation, molecular function: metalloaminopeptidase activity. Gene Ontology annotation, biological process: proteolysis.
UUUAAAAAGUUACCUAACCUCAAUGCGAUAACUUCCUCGUUAAAACCAAUUAUCAUAAAUCGGAUUAAAAAAAUAAAUAAAUAAAGUGCAAAAGAUCAUCAAACUUUAAUUUUUAAUGUUACGUGUACUUUUAUAAAUAGAAAUAUCUGAAAUCGUAUAAAUAGCACUCUUAGCCAACAUAACCUCAACUCGUUAAAAAAAAUGUCAAGUUCGAAUUUGUGCGAAAGUCCGGGUUGUAAUUUGCCGGCGAAACUUCAAUGUCCCACGUGUAGACAGUUGGGUAUUCAAGGGUCGUUUUUCUGUAGCCAGGAGUGUUUUAAGGGCAACUGGAAAACUCACAAGAUCAUCCACGCUUUAGCUAAGGGUGAAGCCGUUGAUGGGAAAAAAGAAAAUGGGUAUAAUCCGUGGCCCCAUUACAAUUUUACCGGAGAAUUAAGACCGUUUCCUCAAACUCCUAUAAGGACCGUACCCGAUCGUAUCCCUCGCCCAGAUUAUGCUGAUCAUCCAAAAGGUUUCCCGUUAUCUGAACAAGCUGUUAAAGGAUCUAGUCAAAUUAAAAUACUAGAUGAUGAAGAAAUUGAGGGAAUGCGAGUUUCUUGCAAAUUGGGGCGUGAAGUACUUGAUGAAGCUGCAAGGGUUUGCGAUGUGGGUGUAACAACCGAUGAAAUAGACAGGGUUGUUCAUGAGGCUUGUCUCGAAAGGGAUUGUUAUCCAUCUCCGAUGAAUUAUUACCAAUUUCCAGCUUCUUGUUGUACUUCUGUUAAUGAAGUUAUUUGUCAUGGAAUACCCGACACUAGACCUUUAAAAGAUGGGGAUUUAUGUAACGUUGAUAUAACUGUGUAUCAUAAUGGUUUCCAUGGGGAUUUAAAUGAAACGUUUUUUGUUGGAAAUGUUUCUGAGAAACACAAAAAUCUUGUUAAAGUAACCCACGAAUGUCUUAUGAAAGCCAUUGAAAUGGUAAAACCGGGAGAAAAAUAUAGGGAAAUUGGAAAUGUUAUACAAAAACACGCUCAAGCUAAUGGAUACUCAGUUGUGAGGAGUUAUUGUGGGCAUGGAAUACAUCGUUUGUUUCAUACAGCCCCGAAUGUUCCUCAUUAUGCUAAAAAUCGAGCAGUUGGAGUAAUGAAACCAGGACAUUGCUUUACUAUUGAGCCAAUGAUAUCAAUGGGAACUUGGAAAGAUGAAAUGUGGCCUGAUAAAUGGACUGCGGUUACUGCAGAUGGACAAUUCUCAGCUCAGUUUGAGCAUACUUUAUUAGUAACCGAAACUGGGUGUGACAUUUUAACAAAGCGUAGAAAUGAAACGGGUUUACCACAUUUUAUGGAUAAAAUGUGAUUUUAUUAAAAACGAAAAUAUGUAUCCAAACCAAAAUGUAACGAUUCAGUGCCUAAAUAAAGAAUUAAAAAAAAA